ACGAAAUGACAGUCUGCCGUCUCGCAACGUUCUUGUCCCGCAGGAUACCACACAGUACCGACACCUACCGCAAGCAUCGUGGGCGGCCGCCCAGACCGUUCCGCAUCCAAUCAUGGGCUGAUAGUCCCAUGUGCUAUCAACCAUCGCAGCUCGCGGCAUCCCAUCCCCAGUAUGCUCUCUGGCGGCUGGCCAUCCCCAUCUGCUUCCGGUGAUCCAUCUCCGCAUGUGAGGCUCCCUGUUCGAGGCUGUUCUCCCAAGUUUGGCAGCCUUUUCCACGUUCAUUUACAUUCAGAUGGAGGCCGGCGCGGAUGGGACUCGGAGGGCUCGAGCCGCUCCGGUCUCCGGAAGCUUGCACAAAUGUCGGACGCUCGUGCGUCUUGGGACCCACGGUUGGUGGGCCUAUCGAUGUCUUUCAGUCCAUAUGAGGACUCGACUGCAACCUGGUCCGUCGCACUGCGAGAUGGUCAAAUGAGCCUGUGUGGUCGCCAAGUCUCAAUCAGUCCGGCGCAGCACGCGCAGUCUGUCCACAAGCCUGGGUCAAGAAAGAAAACGUGCGCCCGUACUUUCGGGCCUGGUAGUAGACAGACGACUCGAACACGAGACGCGGCGUCCUGUUGCUACAUGCUACCGCAGUCGAUCCUGCACUGCGUGGGGACGGAGAGGGGCGUUGGAAUGUACAGUAUGGACGUUGGCGUAUCAACGUAUCCCAUGCCGUGCAACGAGGAGGGCUCUCGUUACCUCAGGACAAGCUGCACUGAGAACGUUCAUGCGGACCGUCUAUCUUUAGCAUAUAUAUAGACAAUGCUGUGUGUUGUCAGGCAGUUGGUCGAUUUAGCAACUGCAAUCUUUGUGUGCAGUUUGCGUUCUCCAAA
Molecule: messenger RNA, 872 nt
Organism: Rhodofomes roseus
Lineage: Eukaryota; Fungi; Basidiomycota; Agaricomycetes; Polyporales; Fomitopsidaceae
Exons: 3
Coding region: 172-798 (208 amino acids)
Source: RefSeq, a predicted model, not a curated record